Messenger RNA from Aspergillus puulaauensis, 402 nucleotides. RefSeq lists its product as uncharacterized. The transcript has a single exon. The record is from RefSeq and is a predicted model, not a curated record. NCBI's taxonomy places the organism in Eukaryota, Fungi, Ascomycota, Eurotiomycetes, Eurotiales, Aspergillaceae. The coding region runs from base 1 to 402 and encodes 133 amino acids.
AUGCCUUCAGCGGAGCCUAAACCAGAAGACCUUGCCGCCAUCUGGCGAGACAUCCUAGACAACGACAAAAAAAGCUGGGUGCUAUUCGAGCACGGAACUUGCGUCAUCAUCAUGGAGCCCGCCGGCGACCUGGCCACACAAGCAACAGAGCUCCUGUCAAAAUGGGGCCCUGUCCAUGUUGCGACUCCGUCUGCCGACUUCGAGUGUAUUGUGCUGGACGGGGACCCUGUGUCUGGCUGGGUUGUGACCGGGCACCAUCCUGAUGUGCUGAAUUAUAUUUUUCCUGAGGAUGCGGAGCGCGCAGGCUCGGGAGAUUUGCAGGUUGGGUUACUUGGGAGAUCUAAUCGGGAUGAUGAUGGUAACGAGUUGAAGGUUAUUCAUGUUGAGGAUAAUCGUGUUUAG